AUGGUACGCAAGCAGCGCCGUAGCCGUACGGCCUUCACGCAGCAGCAAUUGUCGGCGCUGGAGCGCAGCUUCGCUCGGGCACCCUACCCGGACGUGUGGACGCGUGAGAGUCUCGCGCUCACCACCAACCUACCCGAGGCACGCAUUCAGGACGCAUAUGUUCUCGGCCGCUGCCGCCUGCUGUUGGCCCCUGCAGCCGGGGGCAACUGGACCCACAGCAGUUUUUUGUCGUGGCCCAUGGUACGCAAGCAGCGCCGUAGCCGUACGGCCUUCACGCAGCAGCAAUUGUCGGCGCUGGAGCGCAGCUUCGCUCGGGCACCCUACCCGGACGUGUGGACGCGUGAGAGUCUCGCGCUCACCACCAACCUACCCGAGGCACGCAUUCAGGUCUGGUUCAAGAACCGGAGGGCUAAACAUCGCAAGACGCAGAAGCAGCUGGGCUCCGUGCGCAACAAGUAA
Dermacentor silvarum is the source of this 459-nucleotide messenger RNA. Its product is annotated as dorsal root ganglia homeobox protein. The record is from RefSeq and is a predicted model, not a curated record. Gene Ontology annotation, molecular function: RNA polymerase II transcription regulatory region sequence-specific DNA binding; DNA-binding transcription factor activity, RNA polymerase II-specific. Gene Ontology annotation, biological process: regulation of transcription by RNA polymerase II. The transcript has 5 exons. Bases 1 to 459 code for a protein of 152 amino acids. Lineage: Eukaryota; Metazoa; Arthropoda; Arachnida; Ixodida; Ixodidae.